Propithecus coquereli (Coquerel's sifaka) is the source of this 936-nucleotide messenger RNA. Its product is annotated as chromosome unknown open reading frame, human C1orf216. Lineage: Eukaryota; Metazoa; Chordata; Mammalia; Primates; Indriidae. The record is from RefSeq and is a predicted model, not a curated record. The transcript has a single exon. Bases 1 to 690 code for a protein of 229 amino acids.
AUGUUUGCCAUCCAGCCAGUGCUGGCCGAAGGGGGCCAGUUCCUGGCGGGCCCACCCCCUGGAGUAUGUCAGCCCGAGCUCCAACCAGACAGCAACUCCAACUUCAUGGCAAGUGCCAAGGAUGCCAAUGAGAAUUGGCAUGGGAUACCAGGCAAAGUGGAACCUAUCCUGAUGAGGAGUUCCUCUGAAUCAUCCUCUGACAACCAGGCCUUCCAGGCCCCUGGACUCCCUGAGGAAGGGGUCCGCAGCCCCCCAGAGGGGGCAGAGAUUCCUGGGGCUGAGCCUGAGAAGAUGGAUGGUGCUGGCACCGUCUGCUCCCCUCUGGAGGACAACGGCUAUGCCAGCAGCUCUCUGAGCAUCGACAGCCCUGGCAGCAGUCCUGAGCCUGCCUGUGGGACCCCUCGAGGCCCUGGCCCUCCUGAUCCCCUUCUGCCCUCAGUGGCCCAGGCUGUGCAGCAGCUGCAGGCGCAGGAGCGCUACAAAGAGCGGGAGAAGGAGAAGCACCACGUGCACUUGGUGAUGUACCGUCGCCUGGCACUGCUCCAGUGGAUCCGGGGCCUGCAGCACCAGUUGGUUGACCAGCAGGCACGGCUGCAAGAGAGCUUCGACACGAUCCUAGACAACCGAAAGGAGCUUAUCCGCUGUCUCCAGCAGAGGGCAGCACCAUCCAGGCACCAGGACCAGGGCUAGGCAUAUGCCUCCACAAGUGUGCAGGGGUAUGUGUGUAUAUUUGCAGGCAUGUGUGUGGUUGUGCACAGUGAGUACAUGAUUGUUGCUGGCAUGCGUGCAGGUAAGCAUGAGAGUGUGUAUGUGCUGACAUGUAGGCAGGUAUGUGUGGGCAUAUGUCAUUAAGCAUGUGUAAAUGAGCUUAAGUGUGUUGUGUGUGCACAUGUGUACACACAAGCUAAUUUAUAAGCAGACCUAUGUGUGAUUGUG